Messenger RNA from Linum tenue, 997 nucleotides. The record is from the annotation of a GenBank genome assembly. Lineage: Eukaryota; Viridiplantae; Streptophyta; Magnoliopsida; Malpighiales; Linaceae.
AUGUGCUUAACCGGGAGUGCUCUGCUUCAUAUGUCAGGUUUCCAUGAUGUUCACUUCCCUGUCUUUCCCAAGUUGACACAUUUGACAAUCGGAAUGGGGGGCAGAAGCCGGGUUCUGCACUCCUUGCUCAGUUCAGCCUCCAAACUACAAUCUCUUGUCAUUGACCUGGAGUAUCACACUGGACCAGCAACAGUGUGGGAGGAUUUAGAAACCGCCUGCACGCCCGAGUGUUUGUUAUCUAGCCUGGAGGUAAUCGAAAUUAAGGAUCUUGUAUGGCAGGAAGGUGAUUGGAACAUAAUUGUACAUUUAGUCAACACCGGAGUUGUCCUGAAGAAGGUGAAUAUCCACCUGAAAAGUUGUGAUCAUGAAGCAUGGGGCCGCACAGCUCUUGCCGUACUGCUAAAACAGUGGGGAGGACUGCGCGGUCGCGAAGCUCGGCUUUUCCUUCCCAACAACAAAGAGAUCCGCAUCAGUAGCGACGACGAGAUCAACAAUGAGGUCGACAAGAAAGAGGGGGGCCCUUGAAGUAUGAUGGUGGUGAAUAGAAAGGAGCGCCUGACUUGUCCUGACGAACUUAGUUUGGUAACCCUAGUGAAUAUUUCUGAUGAUAUGAACUCGUAGGAUAAUUUUGAGUUAGUGGUGCAUUUACAGAGUAGCGGUUUCGAUGCAUGUAAUGCCGAGACAGUGCUAGAACCUUUGGGUCCAGGAAAGGAUGUUUUACUUAGUAUGCUCAUGUUUAGGUUGAUUCUGAAGUUUUCUCAUGUUUGGUUUUUUGAGAACAUGAAAUGCUGCAUAAAAAUGAAAGGAUUGAUCACUAUGGUUAUGAGGUGGUGUGAUUUUCAGUACUUCCUCAGGGACCAAAGUCAAGGCACAUGUAAUGACGAACUUGGUCAAGUUUGAUCCAAGGGACCAAAGUCAAGGCACAUGUAAUGACGAACUUGGUCAAGUUUGAUCCAAAAUUCCACGUAGUUGGUAUUGGAUGGUAUCGAAAUAAAAG